AUGGCUACACUCAUCUAUGAAUGUUCCAAUCAGAAUAUGAAGCAUGGGAAGAGUCAAGACCAACCCGAACCGUCGAUGGUUCAUGAUCAUGGCCGCCGUCACCAUCGGACGGCUGAUGUUGAUGUAAUCAAUACUAAUCGAGUUGUAUUUGAUAUCAUUCCUGAUCUCAACGUGCCUCUUCCUCUAGAGGAGGAAUAA
This is a messenger RNA of Prunus armeniaca (apricot), 198 nucleotides long. The record is from the annotation of a GenBank genome assembly. NCBI's taxonomy places the organism in Eukaryota, Viridiplantae, Streptophyta, Magnoliopsida, Rosales, Rosaceae.